This is a messenger RNA of Effrenium voratum, 5991 nucleotides long. Lineage: Eukaryota; Dinophyceae; Suessiales; Symbiodiniaceae. The record is from the annotation of a GenBank genome assembly.
AUGGAACAGAUCGCGGACGAAAUGGAUGCGACCCUGUUUCGGGCUGCCUUCAAUCCGAUCAUAGCCGAGGCGCAUGACGCCAGCCACGGCCUCUAUCAUGCGGUCAGUGGCGACACGCUGGUUCAAGGCAAGUCCGGACUGCCGAUUUUCGUCGGUGUGAUGUCCUUUGCCGUAAAGGCGGUAAUCGAAAAGGUGGCUGCCGACGGUGACUUGCAGGACGGUGACAUCUUCAUCUUCAACGAUGCGCAUAUUGGUGGCACUCAUCUGUCGGACAUGCGACUGGUCCGCCCAUAUUUCCGGGAUGGAGAGCUUUUCUGUUAUCUCGCUUCCGUCGGACACUGGCAUGAUGUUGGCGGUGCAGUGCCCGGCAACUACAACCCGGCGGCCACAGAUGUCUUUCAGGAGGCGUUUGUCCUUCCGCCUGUAAGGUUGGCUCGUGCCGGUGAGGUCAACCGGGACAUUAUCGAUAUUCUCCUGCGCAACACGCGUCUGCCUCAAUCGGCGAUGGGCGAUCUGAACGGUCAACUCGGCGCGCUGGAUCUGGGUGUCCGGCGCAUGGACGAACUGUUGGAUGAGUAUGGAGCAUCCACUAUUACGGCUGCCUUGGAUGCCCUCGGACACAGAGCGGAAGCCUUGAUGCGAGCAGAGCUAGAAGCGAUGCCCGACGGCCGAUGGGAAGCGCUGGAUUAUCUCGACAACGACGGCAUCACUGAUGAACCGCUCGCAAUUCGGGUCGGGCUGGAGAUCAAUGGUGACAGUAUGACCCUGGAUUUUGCCGGGUCCGCGCCGCAAUGUGCAGGUCCGGUCAAUAUCGCGCUUCCAACGACGGUCGCGACAGCCUAUGUCGCGAUCAAGCAUAUCUUCCCGGGAUUGCCUGCGAAUGCGGGCGUGAUGCGCCCGAUUGAAGUCAAAGUGCCCGAAGGCUCGCUCCUUUCCGCGGAAUUUCCAAGUCCAACUGGUGGAUAUACCGAGACGAUCCUGCGGAUGAUCGAUGUGAUUUUCUCCGCCUUCGCCAAAGUUGCCCCGGACCGCGUUGUUGCCAAUGCCUAUGGUACGAUCAAUGCCCUGUCGAUCGCGGGCAAACGCAGCAAUGGGCAGCCAUGGGUCAUGUUCAGUUUUUACGGGGGCGGCCAUGGCGGUUCUCUCGAAGGCGAUGGUCUCAAUCAUGGCAACGCGCCUAUUUCAACGGCCACGAUCCCGCCGAUGGAGAUACUUGAAGCCGCUUAUCCGGUCAUGUUCCGGCAAUGGGCGCUGCGGCCCGACAGCGCGGGGGCGGGCAAGCAUCGUGGCGGCCUGGGUGCUAUCUACGAAAUUGAGGUUCUUGAAGAAAAUGGCGCCGAGGCCUUUUUGUUUGGCGAGCGCGGGCGCUUCGCCCCCAAAGGCAUUGUCGGCGGACAAGAUGGUGCGAUGAACAGGUUUUCCUAUGAGCAGGACGAUGAUUGGAAAGUGCCGCCUCUGGCUUCAAAGAUGCGCGGCAUCAAAUUGCGGCAGGGUCAGGCGGUGAGACUGGAAACACCUGGCGGUGGAGGAUAUGGCAAAACCGAAGACAGGGGCCGAUCAACUCUAUGGCACCGCCUGGCGGGAGAUUUCCAUAUGACCGGGCGCAUGGUGGGCGUUGACGUUGGCGGUACAUUCACGGAUGUCUUUGUCCUCAACGAGGCCGACGGUACCGCGUCCGUGGCCAAGGUGCCGACGACACGUCCGGAUCAGUCAGGUUUGCGUGACGUGUUGGAAAUGCGCCGCCGCGACCGACCCAGAACCUGGGGCUUGCGCGGUGAUUUCGAGCCUGUUGUCGAUCGGCGGAAUCGGCUCGAAGUCCCGGAGCGAACCUUGGCAGAUGGAACAAUCCGCACGCCUGUUGAUCUGGAGGCCGUCCGCGCUGCGGCCAAAACAUUGCACGACCAGGGGUGCAAGGCCGUGGCGAUCCUGUUUGCCAAUGCAUAUGCCAAUCCGGCAAAUGAGCAAGCGGCUGUCGCGGCGGUGCGCGAGAUCUGGGCAAACCCCCAUGUCUCGGCCUCAUCGGAGAUACUGCCCGAAAUUCGCGAAUUCGAACGGUUUUCGACCACAGCACUGAAUGCCUAUCUUCAGCCGGAAGUGUCUGGUUAUCUGGACCGGCUUGAACGAGCGCUGAAUUCACGCGGAUUCGACGGUGAAUUCAUGAUCGUACAAUCCAAUGGCGGGGUCAUGGCCGUGGAAACGGCUUGCCGUCUUCCGGUGCGAACGGCUCUUUCUGGACCGGCAGCGGGUGUUAUCGCCGCUGGAUAUAUCGCAUCGUCUGCUGGCUUCGAAAACGUGAUAACGGGCGAUAUGGGGGGCACCAGCUUCGAUGUUUCCCUGAUAGCCGGCGGACACUCCAUGUUGUCUCCGCAAACAUCCAUUGACUUCGGCAUGGUUGUACGGACACCGAUGAUCGAGAUCACGACGAUCGGCGCCGGUGGUGGCUCCAUCGCCUGGGUUGACAAGGGAGGGUUGCUCAACAUCGGGCCGGAGAGCGCUGGAUCGGAUCCAGGCCCGGUUGCCUACGGUCUGGGAAACGCGCGACCGACGGUAACUGACGCCAAUGUGGUUCUGGGUCGGAUCGACCCUGACAAUCCGAUCGGCGGGAAACUGAAACGGCUCGAUGUUGAUGCCGCACGCGAGGCUAUCGACCGGCAUGUUGGCUCUCCGCUCGAUCUUGGAACACUUCAGGCUGCAGAGGCGAUUCUUCGGGUCGCCAAUUCGCGCAUGGCCGGGGCCAUCCGGCUCGUCAGUAUCGAGCGCGGCUUCGAUCCCAAGCAUUUCGCCUUCAUGCCGUUUGGCGGCGGAGGGGCAUUGCAUGCUGGGGCGAUGCUGAAAGAUGUCGGAAUCGCACGCGCGCUCGUCCCGCGCUACCCGGGUGUCACAUCCGCCAUGGGAUGCGUGAUUGCGGAUAUGCGCCAGGAUUUCGUGCAGACGAUCAAUUCGCUUGUGGCAACGCUCGAUGAAAGCGCGCUCGGUGACUUCAUGCAGGCGCAUGUGGACCAGGGACUGGCUCUUCUCGACGCGGCCAGGUCGACCUUUGAAGCACGUGAAUUGAGCUUCGAGUUGGAUAUGGCCUAUAUCGGCCAGACGCACACGGUCUCCGUGCCAAUGAAUGUCCUGACAGAAAGCAGCAAUGUCAUUCCCCCCACACGAGCGGACAUCGAAAAGGCGUUCGACGCUGCCUACAAGGCGACAUUCGGGCGACUGCUGGAGAAUGGUGUUAGGCGGAUCAUAAAUCUGCGCAGUUCGGUCACCGGUAUGCGUCCCAAGUUCGAUCUUCGGAGCCUUGCCCCCGAAACGACGGAUCCUGCCGUUCCGAAAGCCACACGCCAGGUACACUUUGAAGAAUCGUGGCUCGAAACGGAGAUCUUCGACCGACUGGCGCUUCCCGUUGGAACCGUGAUCAAGGGACCGGCGAUUCUGGAACAGCCUGACACCACCGUGCUUGUCGAGCCGGAUCUGCAAGCAACUUGGGACCUUAGAAGGACGGCGCUCCUGACGAUCGACCUGCAAAAUGACUUUAUCCAUCCCGAGGGUGCUUAUGGACGCGCCGGACAAAGGGCGGACAGCAUCGCAGAUCUACCCGGCCGGAUUGCUCCACUUGCAAGAGCGAUCCGCAAGCGGGGCGGUCACUACAUUUCUGCCCAGUUCACACUUGUACCCGAUGCCAGUGGCGCUCCUUUGAUCGCAUCCCAUCUCAAGAAGCUGCGACCGUUUCUCGGAAAAGGGGACUUUGCACCCGGCAGCUUCGGCAACACGUUGGUUGACGAACUACAUCCCGCCGAUUUUGUGAUCGAGAAGGUCGCCUAUUCGGCCUUCUAUCAGACCCGGCUGGAAUUCAUCAUGCGUGCAGUCGGCAUCGAUACACUGAUCGUAGGCGGCAUUGUUACCAACGGCGGAGUGGCCUCGACGCUUCGGGAUGCACACUUGCGAAAUAUCGAUACGGUUCUGCUUACCGAUGGCAGUGCCGCAUUCGACAGCGAGGUCCAUGACGCAACACUUCUGUCGCUGGCGACCGUCACCGGUCAGAUGACAUGCGUUGAAGCGCUGGAUUGGCUGGAGCAAGCGCUCUAUCUGAGUGGGGCAGCGGUGUCCUACACUCGCCUCGGCCGUCCUGAUAUCGGCCUCACCUCGGUGACGGAGAUGACAGAGACCAUGGCUCUUAUUGCAGAUCGCACGGACCUGCCUGUGAUAAUUGACGCCGAUACCGGUUUCGGCAAUGCGCUCAACGCUCAACGGACCUUGCGCCUUUAUGAGCGGGCAGGUGCUUCGGCGAUGCAGAUCGAAGAUCAGACUUAUCCGAAAAGGUGCGGUCAUCUUGCGGACAAGUCACUCAUCCCGGUUAGUGAAAUGGCCGGAAAGGUGAGGGCUAUGGCCGAUGCGCGAAACUCGGAUGAAACGUUGAUCAUUGCCAGGACAGAUGCCAUUGCGGUUGAAGGGUAUCAGGCGGCGAUUGAUCGCGCAGAAAGCUAUCUUGAGGCCGGUGCCGAUGUGCUCUUCAUUGAAGCGCCGCAGUCACGAGAACAACUUUCGGGUAUUGCGCUGAAUUUCGAAGGCAGAGUGCCCUUGCUGGCGAACAUGGUCGAGGGGGGCGCGACACCGAUAACAGGGGCAGAGGACCUGGAAACCCAAGGCUAUUCGAUCGUCAUAUUCCCGGGUGGUAUUGUUCGCGCAAUUGCGCGAACGGCAGGGGCUGGUGGACUGGUUGCUGCACUCGCCGCACAGGAGGCGGGACAAUCAGUGCUUGUGAUCGAAGCCGACCCGGUGCCGAAAGGCUCAACUGCCCUGUCAGCCGGUCUGAUACCGGCGGCUGGAACGAAGAUACAGGCCAGCGCCGGGGUUGAGGAUGAUGCCAUUGUGUUCGCGGCAGAUAUUCAGGUAAAGGCUGGCAACGAGAACGAUCAGGCGCUUGUCAACCGGCUUGCCUACAAUUCAGCUCCCGUGAUCGACUGGCUGAGCGAGACGUUCAAUCUGCCAUUUUCGCUGAUAACAAAUUUUGACUAUCCGGGUCACAGUCGCAGCCGCAUGCACGGCUUGCCGACCAGAUCCGGUGUCGAACUGAUAGAUGCGCUCCGGGCAACUUGUGAGGCAGCCGGGAUCGAUAUCGUUUGCGAGCGGCGCGCCGGUCGCUUGUUUAUUGAAAACGGGCAGGUAGGCGGCGUCGCCGUUUUGCGGCCGGACGGUGGUGUCGAGACGAUCGGUUGCGACAAGUUGGUUCUUGCCUGCAAUGGCUUUGGAGGCAAUCGUGAACUUGUGCACCGGUUCCUGCCGGAGAUCGAAAACGGCUUGUGGUUCGGACACGAUGGCAAUCGGGGCGAGGCAUUGCUCUGGGGGCAGGCCAUAGGUGCCGGUCUUGCGCAUCUGCGGUCCUAUCAGGGGCAUGGUAAUGUCGCCCAACCCCACGGUAUUCUCAUCACCUGGGCCGUCAUCAUGGAAGGUGGUGUGCAGGUCAACAACAAAGGCCGGCGUUUCUGGAACGAGGCCCAGGGGUAUUCCGAAGCCGCACGCGUGGUGUUGUCGCAACCGGACGGAGAGGCCUUCGCAAUCUUCGAUGGCCGUAUUGCCGGUAUUGCCAGGCAAUUCGAAGACUUCAAGCAUGCCGAAUCUCUUGGAGCGGUCAAGCGAAACGAUACGCUUAAGGGGCUUGCCUGUGACCUGGGUUUGCCGCCCGAAUCCCUGGUGGAAACGGUUGCCUCCAUUCCGUGGAACGGUGUCGACAACUUCAAUCGAAAAUUCGGAACCGAAGCUUUGCGCUCUCCCUAUUGCGGUGUCCGGGUAACCGGCGCCCUUUUUCAUACGCAGGGCGGACUUCUAACCGGCGAGGGAGCACGCGUCAUCCACACCGAUGGAUCGGGCUUUGCCAAUCUUCAUGCAUGCGGCGGAGCGGCAUGCGGUGUUUCAGGGCGAGGCGACAGGGGCUAUCUUUCCGGAAACGGCCUGUUGAGUGCAGUGGUUCUCGGCAAGCUGGCGGGAGAAGCACCCACGGGAUAG